AGAGUCAGGAACAUCUACCUCCGAUGCGGCCAUUCCAUAACCCUCCCAGAACAAAUCAUUCAAUGCGAGGAGUCUACCUGCAAGUUCAGUAUCUUCCAUCCUGAGAGCUGCAAACCACCGGGUUGUCUGAAGACCUGUUGGCAGUACCGUCGUUAUCCGGAGCAGUAU
Messenger RNA from Guyanagaster necrorhizus, 168 nucleotides. RefSeq lists its product as uncharacterized. The record is from RefSeq and is a predicted model, not a curated record. The transcript is spliced from 4 exons. The annotation marks the transcript as partial. Lineage: Eukaryota; Fungi; Basidiomycota; Agaricomycetes; Agaricales; Physalacriaceae.